Messenger RNA from Belonocnema kinseyi, 1573 nucleotides. It is a transcript of the gene Dhps, whose product is annotated as probable deoxyhypusine synthase. The transcript is spliced from 9 exons. Gene Ontology annotation, cellular component: cytoplasm. Lineage: Eukaryota; Metazoa; Arthropoda; Insecta; Hymenoptera; Cynipidae. Gene Ontology annotation, biological process: peptidyl-hypusine biosynthetic process. The record is from RefSeq and is a predicted model, not a curated record. Gene Ontology annotation, molecular function: deoxyhypusine synthase activity. Bases 367 to 1509 code for a protein of 380 amino acids.
UACAAUUAUGACCGACUGGUUAUCUUAUUCUUCAAAAUUGAUUAUAAUAAUUCAAAUCAAUUAUUUGAUUAUCUUUUGCAUGAUAACAAUUUACAGUUAAUUCUGAAUUUUAUUUUCAAAAAUAUUCUAAAUCAUCUUGCAAUAAGUAAAAUUGUGCGACAAAAAGGGUCCUAACCACUGAAAUAUCGGUUCGGAGAAUAAUGAAAAAGAGAGUUUGCCUGGAUUUGAAUUUAUGAUACUGUAAAGGAAUCAAUUGUCGACGAAAUGGGCUACCUCAAAGUUUGCUAUCUUUCUGACAAAUUAAAACUCCUAUAAAUUUAAAACUUAUUUGACUGGACAAAUCAGGAAUUAUAUAUUGAGACAAAUAUGAAUCAUCAUAUUGAAACUUCACAAAUGAAGCAAGAAGAUUUUAUGGACAAAGUACCGGAGCUACUUAAGAAUGCUGUUUUACAAACAAGUGCACCUGUUCCAGUUGAUACGCCUAUUGUGAAAGGGUACGAUUGGAACCGAGGUAUUGACUAUCCUGCUCUUCUUCAGACCUACAAACAAUCAGGCUUCCAAGCAACGAACUUUGGUUUAGCUACAGACGAAAUUCGUAGAAUGUUAGCAGUCCGAAGUACACCACUUACUACAGAACAAAUCGAAUCAUUUGAGGACGAUGAUUUUAUUAAAAGAAAAAGCCCUUGCACUAUCUUCCUAGGCUAUACGUCUAACAUGGCCUCAUGCGGAGUUAGAGAUUGUAUAAGAUUUCUAGUUCAACAUAAAUUAAUUGACUGUAUUGUUGCAACAGCUGGUGGUGUCGAAGAAGAUUUAAUUAAAUGUUUAGCACCAACAUUCGUAGGGGAUUUCAAUUUAGAUGGAAAAUAUCUUCGAGAGAAGGGAAUUAAUCGUAUUGGAAAUUUAUUAAUACCCAAUAAUAAUUACUGCCUCUUCGAAGAUUGGGUUACGCCAAGAUUUGAUGCGAUGUUGCAGGAACAAAAUGAACAGGGAAUACUUUGGACACCAUCAAAAGUCAUAACCAGAUUAGGUCAAGAAAUCGAUAAUCCAGCAUCAAUUUGUUACUGGGCUGCGAAGAACAAAAUUCCAAUAUUCAGUCCAGCCUUAACAGACGGCAGUCUUGGAGAUAUGAUGUAUUUCCACUCCUUCAGAAACCCUGGACUAGUUAUCGACAUUCUAUCUGAUCUGAAGCGUUUAAAUACAAUGGCAAUGAAGGCAGUAAACAGUGGCAUGAUUAUCAUUGGAGGGGGUGUUGUCAAACAUCAUAUAUGCAAUGCAAACCUUAUGAGAAAUGGUGCCGAUUAUUCUGUAUUCAUAAAUACGUCCACUGAAUUUGAUGGAAGCGACAGUGGUGCUCGUCCUGAUGAAGCAGUGUCUUGGGGAAAAAUCCGUAAAGAAGCCACGCCAGUAAAGAUUUACGCAGAAGCUUCCUUGAUCUUUCCUCUACUAGUGGGUGAAACGUUUGCUAGAUAUUACCAUUCAAUGAAGGAAAGAACUAUAUCUGAAGUUUAAAAUAUAAAUUCACCUUGCUCAGAAUAAUAAGUUCAUAUUAAUUUAAUAAAACAUUGUAAUACAU